AGUACUUCCGGUGUACAGAGGCAGUCAGUAGAUGGUCCGAAAGUCAUGACAGAACUACAGAAAAGACGCAGUGAGUGCUCAGAAGAAUGUCAUUCACAUGAGCCCAUGACUCAUGAAGAUGUGAAGGAUUACUAUGGAAAGAAAUUGCAGAAAAGCUCAGACCUCAAGACUAAUGCUUGCAUUGCCCCGGCCAAACCCGUCCCAGCCUUCAUCCGUAACGUCCUGGCAGAGGUGCAUCCUGAGGUCACCAGCAGGUACUACGGCUGUGGCCUGGUGGUACCAGAAUGCCUGGAGCACUGCAGGCUGUUGGACCUGGGCUGUGGCAGCGGGCGGGACUGCUACAUGCUGAGCCGGCUGGUGGGAGAGAAGGGUCACAUCACAGGCAUUGACAUGACAGAGGAACAGCUUGAAGUUGCCAGGAAACACAUUGGAUACCACACUCAGAAGUUUGGCUUCAGCAAGCCUAACGUGGAGUUUGUUCACGGCUACAUCGAGGCCCUAACAAAAGCAGGACUGGAAGCAAGUUCUUAUGAUGUUAUAAUAUCAAACUGUGUGGUGAAUCUGUCUCAAGACAAGACAAGUGUGCUGAGGGAGGCUUUCCGUGUGCUGAAGGAUGGGGGAGAGCUGUAUUUCAGUGAUAUUUACAGCAGCAGCAGGCUCCCAGAGGAGAUCAGGUCCCACAAAGUUCUGUGGGGUGAGUGUCUUGGCGGAGCGCUGUGGUGGGAGGACCUGAUGCGAUUAGCAGCGGAAGUGGGUUUCAGCACCCCCCGACUGGUCACUGCCAACACCAUCACCGUGGGCAACAAGGAGCUGGAGAGCCUCCUCGGUGACUACAAGUUCGUCUCUGCAACUUAUCGUCUCUUCAAGAUCCCGAAGAAUGCUGAAAAAAAGGACUGUCUUGUCAUCUACAAUGGGAAUAUCACUGGAUUUGAGAAGUCCCUGGAGUUUGACUGUCACUAUACUUUCAAGGAGAAUGAGAUGGUGAAAGUGGAUGGAGAGGUGGCCAGCAUACUGAAGAAUUCCAGGUUUGAGGAAGAGUUUACAUUCCAGCCAGAUGCAGAGAUGCCACUCCCUGGAUCUUGUUGUGUUUCACCAAAGGUUGUCCUUGUGAACCCCUUUGAACUUGCUGAGAAGUUUGAAAGUGCCAGUGUAUCUCCAGCCACAGGGGGGUGCUGUGGAACACAGGCAUCUUGCUGCAAAUGAGAGGACCAGACCACAAAGAGGAAAAGACCAUUGCUCACCAUACUGCCAUUGACUCAGCAGCCAAAUACAUUAGUAUAUAAUUGCAUACUAUAAAUAUGUGUAAAGAUAAUAAAUAUGAAUGUUACUUUUGAAAUCAUUUUUCUAAUUAAACUGGAAAGUUGACAUUUCAACAGAAAAGCACCUUGUUGAUUAAAGCUUGUGACAAAUCAUUAAAUCUACAAAUGUUAAACUUAAGAGUUUAUA
Messenger RNA from Megalops cyprinoides (Indo-Pacific tarpon), 1446 nucleotides. RefSeq names its product arsenite methyltransferase (gene as3mt). The record is from RefSeq and is a predicted model, not a curated record. Gene Ontology annotation, molecular function: arsenite methyltransferase activity. The transcript has 11 exons. Gene Ontology annotation, biological process: arsonoacetate metabolic process; toxin metabolic process. The coding region runs from base 46 to 1203 and encodes 385 amino acids. Gene Ontology annotation, cellular component: cytosol. Lineage: Eukaryota; Metazoa; Chordata; Actinopteri; Elopiformes; Megalopidae.